CCUAGGGGCAACAUCCUCUGCUUCAUUGCUAUUCUUCCCGUUUUGCCUGGCGUGAUUGUUGCUUGUUUCCGAUUGGCAUUGAUCUGGUUCUACAGAGUUUUUGGGAGCUGGGUUUUGUCAGGAUUUGUGAAUUGAAGCAGUAAGUCGAUGGGGCGAGCAGAGGAGGCACCAAACAGGCCUGCUAGGUCUGGUGAGGGAUUGCGACACUACUAUCUCUCGCAUAUACAUGAUCUGCUUCUUCAAUUGCGAGUGAAGACCCAUAAUCUUCAUCGACUUGAGGCGCAGCGAAAUGAUCUCAAUUCUAAAGUGCGGAUGUUGAGAGAAGAGCUGCAACUAUUGCAAGAGCCCGGUUCUUAUGUCGGAGAAGUCGUUAAGGUCAUGGGGAAGACGAAGGUUCUCGUGAAGGUGCAUCCGGAGGGCAAGUAUGUGGUAGAUCUUGACAAGAGCAUCGAUAUCAAUAAAAUUACUCCAUCUACCAGAGUCGCGCUUCGGAAUGACAGUUACGUUUUGCACCUAAUUCUCCCCAGCAAGGUGGACCCUUUGGUCAAUCUCAUGAAAGUUGAGAAAGUUCCGGAUUCUACUUACGAUAUGAUUGGAGGUCUUGAUCAGCAGAUUAAGGAAAUUAAAGAGGUCAUAGAGCUCCCGAUCAAACAUCCGGAGCUUUUUGAGAGUUUGGGAAUCGCUCAGCCAAAAGGUGUUCUGUUGUAUGGACCUCCUGGUACUGGAAAGACUCUGCUCGCCCGGGCUGUAGCACAUCACACAGACUGCACUUUCAUUCGAGUUUCAGGAUCUGAGCUUGUGCAGAAGUACAUUGGAGAAGGUUCUCGCAUGGUGCGUGAGCUGUUUGUCAUGGCUAGGGAACAUGCACCAUCCAUCAUUUUCAUGGAUGAAAUUGAUAGCAUUGGUUCAGCUCGUGUCGAGUCUGGGAAUGGUAAUGGAGAUAGUGAAGUCCAACGGACAAUGUUGGAGUUGUUGAAUCAACUGGAUGGAUUUGAAGCAUCUAACAAGAUCAAGGUGUUGAUGGCUACGAAUCGAAUUGAUAUUCUAGAUCAAGCUCUCUUGCGACCCGGACGAAUUGACCGGAAAAUUGAGUUCCCCAAUCCAACCGAAGAGUCUCGAUUGGAUAUUCUCAAAAUUCAUUCAAGAAAGAUGAACCUCAUGCGAGGUAUUGAUUUGAAGAAAAUUGCUGAGAAGAUGGGAGGUGCAUCAGGGGCUGAGCUCAAGGCUGUAUGCACAGAGGCUGGCAUGUUUGCUCUACGUGAACGGCGUGUACAUGUGACACAAGAGGACUUCGAGAUGGCUGUGGCUAAGGUGAUGAAGAAGGAAACAGAUAAGAACAUGUCCCUGAAGAAGUUAUGGAAGUGAUCUAAGUUCCAGGAUCAUGAUCUUGGAGAGCUGGCCAUGUACAUACUUAUAUGGCUAGUCUGCUGUUACUGCUCUUGAAUCAUUUACCCUUAAGUUAGCUUUUUCACUGUCAGGUUUCGGAUAAAGUUUGAAAAUGGUCGGCGAAGGAAGUUAAACUACUUGUAAGGAAUGUAGAAGUGUAGUGUCCCAACAUGUGUAGGUUUCACCAGUAUUCUGGUUGUGAAUUUCUUGAAACUUGAAUACAAGAUGCAUCCAUCAUGGUAGCAAUCAUGAUGACUCAAAGCAGCGCA
Molecule: messenger RNA, 1655 nt
Organism: Physcomitrium patens
Lineage: Eukaryota; Viridiplantae; Streptophyta; Bryopsida; Funariales; Funariaceae
Product: 26S proteasome regulatory subunit 8 homolog A
Molecular function (GO): ATP hydrolysis activity; ATP binding
Source: RefSeq, a predicted model, not a curated record